AUGAAGUUAUGGGAUGUCGUGGCCAUGUGUUUGUUGCUCCUGAGCUCCGUCGCCACCCGGCCUCUCUACCAAAGUAUGCAGCCAGCCAAGAGGAGCUUCUCCUCUUCCAGAUACUCUGAUUCUGCACACCAGUCCACACAGGGCCAGGAGGCCAAUUUGUUGAUGCAAAAUGACAUGACGGGUCAAUAUUCAGACCAGUUUGACGACAUCAUGGACUUCAUCGAGGCAACCAUCAGCAGACUGCGACGGUCCUCGGAAUCACACGGCCCGAGGGAGCAACGACAGAGGGGCCGUAGAAGAGGUGGCGGGAAUCGAGGAGGCAGGAAAGCGGGACGGGGCGAACGGAGCCGGGGGAGGACAUCGGCCCGCCCUAGUCGAGGCUGCCUCCUGAAGGAGGUCCACCUAAACGUGACGGACUUGGGUCUGGGCUACCAGACCAAGGAGGAGCUAAUCUUCCGCUACUGUAGCGGUCCGUGUGCUGAGGCCGAGACCAACUAUGACAAGAUCCUAAGCAACCUCAGCCACGGUAAUAAGCUAGACAGAGACGUGCCCUCUCGCACCUGUUGCCGACCGGUUGCUUUUGACGACGACCUGUCCUUCUUGGACGACAACGUGGUUUACCACACGCUUAAGAAACACUCUGCCAAGAAGUGCGCGUGCGUGUGA
Nerophis lumbriciformis (worm pipefish) is the source of this 666-nucleotide messenger RNA. The record is from RefSeq and is a predicted model, not a curated record. NCBI's taxonomy places the organism in Eukaryota, Metazoa, Chordata, Actinopteri, Syngnathiformes, Syngnathidae.